AUGGCUCAAGGAAAACGUCGUUCUAGACUUAAGAUUUAUCGUAGAGAUGAGAGCGAUCUACAAUUACCGUGUACUCUUUGGGUUGAUUACGCAAAAGAAGUUGCUGAUUACGUUAAACGUAAUUGCGCAUCCGUCGUUGUGGUUAUUAUAAGGCUUGCAUGUAUCAAAAACUAUCAAGGUGAGAUGAGCGACUCAAAUGCUUUUAAUACAACUCAGAUUUUGUUUGAUCCAGUGUGUCCUCUUGUGGCGAAAUUCCGAUCUGAGUUGCCUCAAGAUAAGUAUAUUCUCAUUCCUAACGAAGAUGAUUUGGGUAUAGAUUCUAAAGAUUCAUUAAACAAUGAAUUUUUGGGAACUAAUAUUAGGCGAAAGUUAAGUUCUAUACAUUCGAUCGAUACGGUUGGUAAGUAUGUGACAUUGGCGACCAUACGCUCGGUUGCCAAUAGUAAUUCGUGUUUCUUUCUGUUGUUGAACGUGGACGAUGGUUUUGGAGGGACGACAGUCUUUGUCGUGUUCGACAAAAUUGCUCAAAAAUUGUUUAAGAAGACUGCCGAGGAAGUUUUCGAAGAGUCUGUUAGGGAUAAUUCGUCUAGACUGCCUCAAUCACUGCGUGAUCUAGAAGGAAAAGAGUUCAUUUUUAAGGUUGUUGUAACGGAGGAUAAUGUCAAAAAGGUUAAGACUUCAUUUUCGGUUGACCGGUUUACAUCUGAUGACUAUAUGAUUCAGACGUUCUGUAGUCAGGUCUAUUCUGAGAUUGUACCUGCAUCUUCUAAAAGUGACUGUGAUGCUCCUGAUGACAUUGUUAAACUAAAUACAAAUGUUUCUAUCGAGAAGACAGCUCCUGUGAGUUCUAAAAGAGAUCGUGAGGAUCCUGACGUCAUUCCUACUCCUGUCAAAACAUCUGGAUCUAGAAGGAAGAAGAAUUCUAUGUCAUAG
Molecule: messenger RNA, 933 nt
Organism: Eutrema salsugineum
Lineage: Eukaryota; Viridiplantae; Streptophyta; Magnoliopsida; Brassicales; Brassicaceae
Exons: 8
Coding region: 1-933 (310 amino acids)
Source: RefSeq, a predicted model, not a curated record